AUCUCAGUCUAUUGCAAUAGGUCAAAUGUUUAUAAAUUUAAAAAUUCAAGAAGAUUUUUAUAAUAGAAAGGGGCGACGGACCGCCGGCACCAACAAAAGGAGUAAAGAGAUAAUUUUAUUUAAUUUUGAUGGCGAACAUCAUUAGUACCUUCUUAGUGCAAUAGAUAUACUGUUUACAUUAAAGAAGUCCAGAAGUUUUUGUAAUAUAAGUGAUGACAGAACGCUGGCACCGAUUGUCCUUUUUAAGAAGUACAGAAAAGGAUAAAGAUGACUCAAGAUGUGCAUAUUGAACAGCGGAAAAUUCAGAGUACAGCGCGGCAACUAAUUAAACACGAAUGAAACAAUUGCUAGUUAAAAAAUGAACGCUACAAGCCCAACUGUUAGGUUUUCUAGUAGGUCUUUCUAGUCUUCUGCUGUACUGAUGAGCACGUACAGCGCGGCGCUUAUAUAUCGAUGCCAGGAUCAGAAUACCAGCCAAAAUGCAGUUGCAAAUUCUAAUCCUGCGCUCGUCCUAACAUCGACGCAAAAAGAAUCGUCGACCGCUUAGCCUUCUUGUUGCUGUGCGCGGUGGAGGCAGAGAGUAUUAGAGGUAGCCAGUGAAACAAUGACGUACAGACGUGCAAAUAGCCAAAACCCACCGAGACGGCAAGGCAAUUUCGAAGUCAAAAUGGGUGGGCGUCGGUGCAAGCUGUCUGCUGUGGUAUGUUUGACUCGUGCUCGAUGUGUAGCCAAUAUUUCAGCCUUUGCAGUGGAGUACCACUUUUUUUUGUCAGUGUUGACCAGCUCUCGCUGGCAAGGAUAACCUUGACAAAAACUUUGGGUAAACUGAAACGAAUAGGCACUUCGUUCUUCGCCGCUGCUUAUUUUAUUUGGAGCUGCAGGUGAACAGGGGUGUGUAAUAGUCUCGUGUGUAAUAAUCGAAGAGCCAGAUUCAGGCCCAUCCACAAACAAGAGCACAAACAACACGAUCUACCACACGCCGAGCUCCGGAGAUGGACGCCGUUCCACCGGCCAGCGAGAAGCCGCACGCCGUGUGCCUGCCGUUCCCGGCGCAGGGGCACAUCACGCCGAUGAUGAAGCUUGCCAAGGUCCUCCACUGCAAAGGCUUUCGCAUCACCUUCGUUAACACCGAAUACAACCACCGGCGCCUCAUCCGCUCCCGGGGCCCCGGCGCCGUGGCGGGCCUCCCUGGCUUCGUCUUCGCCGCCAUCCCUGACGGCCUGCCCUCGUCCGAGGCCGACGCCACGCAGGACCCGGCGUCCCUCUCCUACGCCACCAAGACCAACUGCCUCCCCCACUUCAGGAGCCUGCUCGCCGGCCUCAACAGCGGCUCGGACUCGGCUGGCGUGCCGCCGGUCACGUGCGUCGUGGCGGACAGCCUCAUGAGUUUCAGCAUCGACGCCGCCAAGGAGCUCGGCGUGCCGUGCGCGCUCUUCUGGACGGCCAGCGCCUGCGGCUACAUGGGCUACCGCAACUUCCGCCCCCUGAUCGACCAAGGCAUCAUCCCCCUCAAAGAUGAAGAGCAAAUGACGAACGGGUUCAUGGACACACCGGUGGACUGGGCGCCCGGCAUGAGCAAGCACAUGCGGCUGAAAGACUUCCCCAGCUUCCUCCGCACGACUGACCCCCAAGACACCCUCAUGACCUUCCAGCUGCACGAAGUGGAGCGCGCCGAGGCCGCGGACGCCGUCGUCAUCAACACCGUCGAAGAGCUCGAGCAGCCGGCGCUGGACGCGAUGCGCGCCAUCAUGCCGGCCGUCUACACCAUCGGCCCGCUCAACCUCCUCGCCGACCAAAUCGCCCCCAGCGAAGGACCCCUCGACACUGUAAGCUCCGGCCUGUGGAAAGAAGACCACGCCUGCCUCGAGUGGCUCGACGGCAAGAAGAAGCCCCGGUCCGUGGUGUACGUGAACUUCGGGAGCGUCACCGUGAUGAGCGGCCAGGAGCUGGCGGAGUUCGCGUGGGGGCUCGCGGACAGCGGCCACGACUUCCUGUGGAUCGUCCGGCCGGACAUCGUGAAGGGCAGCGAGGCCGCGGCGCUGCCUCCGGGGUUCCUGGAGGCGACCGAGGACAGGGGCCUCCUGGCGAGCUGGUGCGACCAGGAGGCCGUGCUGCGGCACGGCGCCGUGGGCGCGUUCCUGACGCACAGCGGGUGGAACUCCACGGUGGAGGGCCUCUGCGGCGGCGUGCCGAUGCUGUGCUGGCCCUUCUUCGCCGAGCAGCAGACCAACUGCAGGUACAAGUGCGUCGAGUGGGGCGUCGCCAUGGAGAUCGGAGACGACGUGCGGCGGGAGACGGUGGCCGGGAGGAUCAAGGAGGCGAUGGGUGGUGGGGAGAAGGGGAGGGAGAUGAGGAAGAAGGCAGCGGAGUGGAAGGACGCUGUUGUUCGGUCCAAGGCGAGGUCGUUGGCGAAUCUUGAGGCGCUGAUCCAAAAUGUGCUGCUCUCUGGUCAGAAAAAUUAGUGCUCCCUGCGUUCAUAAAUAUUUGUCACUGUUUUAUUGUGCACGAGGCGUGACGAUGUUUUCCCUUUCUUUGUCUCUCCUUCUUCGUCUCUCCUUGGCAUUUGAUGAUCCAUAUGACCAUAUGCACUUUCCACAUAGAUUUUGGACGAUCCCUGUGCCAAGACUUAACUCUUUUUGUUCGAUAAAGGCCAGAACUUAACUUGGCAAUGUAUAAA
Messenger RNA from Brachypodium distachyon (stiff brome), 2677 nucleotides. Its product is annotated as 7-deoxyloganetin glucosyltransferase. The record is from RefSeq and is a predicted model, not a curated record. The transcript is spliced from 3 exons. The coding region runs from base 993 to 2462 and encodes 489 amino acids. Gene Ontology annotation, molecular function: UDP-glycosyltransferase activity. Lineage: Eukaryota; Viridiplantae; Streptophyta; Magnoliopsida; Poales; Poaceae.